This is a messenger RNA of Haliotis rufescens (red abalone), 1084 nucleotides long. RefSeq lists its product as uncharacterized. The transcript is spliced from 2 exons. Bases 39 to 536 code for a protein of 165 amino acids. Lineage: Eukaryota; Metazoa; Mollusca; Gastropoda; Lepetellida; Haliotidae. The record is from RefSeq and is a predicted model, not a curated record.
CAUUAGAAGGAAAUCCUGCUUGGCAUCAAACAUCGAAUAUGCUUUGGGAGAUAUUUAUUCACGCUCUAGUUCUUGGUGGAUUUACAAUUCCAGAUAAUGUCCACGGCCAAGAGAUUGACUGUGAAACCUACGUAUUGAGAACGGACGUCCCUCGCAUACAGAAAAUCUACCGUUGCCUUAGCGGACCUAAAAGUGGACCAAAACUUGUUCUCCAUCAAGUAUGUCCUCUGGUGAAGAUGCCUUCCUCUGUUAUUCAACUGGAUACAUCAACUCAGGACAUCCGCCCUGUGAUGGAUGACGUCAUCUACCAGUUCCAGAUCAUUGGGAAUCAGUCGACCGUGGCCAGUGACGUCAUCAGCACUGUCACUGGUCUGUCAUUGCAUGACUGCAGCGUGACGUGCACAGGAAACCCAUCCUGCAUGUCCUUCGCGCAUGCAGUAGAUGGCACGUGUGUGUUGGCCAGAGCAUGCAAGCCGUCUAUGACAGCUCAAGAGGGUUUCUCCGUCUACGAUAUGGCUUACUGGUACCAAGACUGACGGGGCCGGAGUCUUCAUGUUUAGAUUUCUGUUGAAACACAUGUGUGAGUUGCUAGGAAACACCACGGUCCGGGUAUUUAUAUAUGUUUGAUAUGCGAUGUCUCUCAUAUGAUUCUAAUGUACUUUGUAUGAUGUUGCCAGGCCCUUAUGAUACGCAGGAUUCAGGGUGUAUGUAGGGGGUAUUGGGGACUCAGCAGUGUUGCAGAUAAAAUCGUAAUUAGUAAGCAUUUUCAACAUUUAUGAGGACAAAAACAUCUGUGACCGUACAUGUUUCAUUUAUACAUAUUAUGUUAAUUAAUCUAACUUCAAAUCACACCAUUCUAUGACCUAGGAAUGUGUUCUAGCCUAUAGGUUUUCAUUCUGCCUUUGAAGGGGCGGUUGGGUAGCCUAGUGGUUAAAGCGGUCGCUCGUCACGCCGAAGACCCGGGUUCGAUUCCCGACCUGGGUACAACGUGUAAGGUCCAUUUCUGGUGUCCCCCGUCGUGAUAUUGUCCUUUUGACAUUGUGUUAAGUUGUGUGUUUGUUGUUUAACUCCGCACUCAGCAAUA